This is a messenger RNA of Bemisia tabaci, 1569 nucleotides long. Its product is annotated as prostatic acid phosphatase. NCBI's taxonomy places the organism in Eukaryota, Metazoa, Arthropoda, Insecta, Hemiptera, Aleyrodidae. Gene Ontology annotation, molecular function: phosphatase activity. The record is from RefSeq and is a predicted model, not a curated record. Gene Ontology annotation, biological process: dephosphorylation.
UAAAUUCUUGCUGUAGAUAAGAUAUUAUUUUGAUAUUGAAAUGCGCCAAAGACUUUAAUUCUGCCAAUUCGUGCACCAUCUUUUUGCCAUUCAAAAAGUUAGUCCAAAGCUACGUAGCUCAUUUUACCAAAUUUUACGAUUUUUGUGAGGCCUUCUCUCCUCUUUUUAGGAGUUUCUCGUCUUAAAGUUACAAAAUGAUUAAGGGUAAAAAAGCUUCUGUCAUGCAGAACUGUCUAUUCCAAAAAAAGGGUGCUGCCGCUUUUAUUAUUUUAGUUAUUUGUACUGUGACUGCGUGCACUGGACUCUAUUUGCACAAGAGCAUCCCUACUGUAGAAAAUACUCUACGAUUUGUAAGCGUCAUUCAUCGCCACGGUGAAAGAUCUCCACUUCAUUCUUAUCCGUUUGACCCUUACAAAGGAGAAUCUUAUUGGCCGGAAGGAUUGCGUGCUCUUUUACAGAAGGGUAAAGUGAACAUGUACAAGCUGGGAAAGUUUUUACGGCUUCGGUACGAUUCGUUGCUAUCUACCACUUAUAAACCAGCGGAGAUAUUCGUCUCAACUUUCUGCACCGAUCGUGUUAUAAUGAGCGGACAACUAGUUUUGGCAGGAUUGUACCCUCCAGUUGGGAUUCAAAUUUGGAAAACCGAUUUGCUCUGGCAACCGAUUCCGAUUCAUUCUAUGCCCGACUCUUGUGAUGAUAUGUUUCACGUAACCAAACGCUGCAAGUUAUUGUCAGACGAGACAAAGCAGAGAGAUUUGGUGAUUAAAAAAAAACUAGAAGACCAUCAGGAGUUUCUCGCCUACCUUUCAAAAUACACUGGGCUAGAUGUAAAAAAUGCCUCGCACUUGAGUGGUUUAUUCGAUAAUCUAUCAGUUGUGGAGCAACAGGGAUUAACUUUGCCACAGUGGACACGAGAUGUUUAUCCAAAGAAGCUGGAAUCUCUAGCCAACUUGGAGUUCAUGGAGCUAUUUAAAACACAGACCAUGAUAAAACUCGAAUCAGGUGUUUUAAUAAACGAAAUCGUGUCGAACAUGGUGCGAAAAACGGAUGCGUCCAAAAAUUUUGAGCGCAUGUUAAAUUUGUACCCCGCAUCCGAUCGAAUAUUGAUACGCUUAUGGCGAGGCUUGAAUAUGACCCAAGAAAUCACCAGCAAACCGUAUUAUGGAGCAGCUCUAUUUAUUGAACUGCAUGAAAUCGACAAGAAAUAUCGAGUUAAAAUUUUACACAAGAAGGGGACCACAGACGAUGAAUUAACAACUCUGAAAAUUCGGGGUUGUGAGGGUGGCUACGACUUGGAACAGGACGAGAUGUGCGAUCUGGAUGUCUUUUUAUCCGCGUUGGAGCCUAUGAUUAUCACUGACUUCGACAAAGCAUGUGAAAACUCAACAUAAAUUUGAGGAUUUUUUGUAGCCUUUAUUAUCGGUGUAUAUAAAUGUAAUGAUCGGAAGGUUUUAUGAAAUAAAUUUGUCCUUAAAAAUGUGUCUCUUCAAUAUAGUGUAGAGGAUGAAGAUAUUGGUUCCGUCCCUACAUUUUUCAACAGUUUUAACUUCCGCAAAAUGGGCAUAUUUA